UUUCUGAACACUGCAAACAUGAAGGCUUUCAUCGUUCUGGUUGCCCUGGCCUGUGCCGCCCCAGCUUUCGCUCGCACCAUGGACCGUUGCUCCCUGGCCCGCGAGAUGUCCAACUUGGGCGUUCCCCGCGACCAGCUGAACAAGUGGGCCUGCAUUGCCGAGCACGAGUCCUCCUACCGCACCGGAGUGGUGGGUCCCGAGAACUACAACGGCUCCAACGACUACGGAAUCUUCCAGAUCAACGACUACUACUGGUGCGCUCCUCCUAGCGGUCGCUUCUCCUACAACGAAUGUGGCCUGAGCUGCAACGCCCUCCUGACCGACGACAUCACCCACUCCGUCCGUUGCGCCCAGAAGGUCCUCAGCCAGCAGGGAUGGACUGCCUGGUCCACCUGGCACUACUGCAGCGGAUGGUUGCCGUCCAUCGAUGACUGCUUCUAAACCGAUUUCGACCCUCAAUAAAAUGAUUGCAUAACGCCAGCA
This is a messenger RNA of Drosophila mauritiana, 483 nucleotides long. Its product is annotated as lysozyme A/C-like. The transcript has a single exon. Gene Ontology annotation, molecular function: lysozyme activity. The record is from RefSeq and is a predicted model, not a curated record. Lineage: Eukaryota; Metazoa; Arthropoda; Insecta; Diptera; Drosophilidae. Bases 19 to 441 code for a protein of 140 amino acids.